AUGCGCCUUCGUAGUCCGGUGAUGGCGGCGGUACGGGUGUUGCCCUUCCGGCUCUCCCGGGUGGCGCCGAGGCUUUCUUGCUCCUUCGGCAGCAACGGCCCCGCCGGCCGAGCGCUCACGGUGCCCGAGCGCAUCGAGAAGAAGCGCCGGGCGGCGCUGCUGGGGGGCGGCCAGGCCCGUAUAGAGGCGCAGCAUCGGCGGGGAAAGCUCACAGCUAGGGAGCGCAUUCUGCUCUUAUUGGAUCCUGACAGUUUUGUAGAAUAUGACAUGUUUGUGGAACACAGAUGUGCAGACUUUGGAAUGGAGGCUGAAAAAAACAAGUACCCUGGAGAUAGUGUUGUAACUGGCCAGGGCAGAAUAAACGGGAGACUGGCUUAUGUCUUCAGUCAGGAUUUCACUGUGUUUGGUGGCAGUUUGUCUGGAGCUCAUGCUCAAAAGGUUUGCAAGAUCAUGGAUCAGGCUGUUAUGGUUGGUGCUCCUGUGAUUGGACUGAAUGAUUCAGGAGGGGCCCGUAUCCAAGAAGGAGUAGAGUCACUGGCUGGUUAUGCUGAUAUAUUUUUGAGAAAUGUUUUAUGUUCUGGGGUAGUUCCGCAGAUUUCUCUUAUCAUGGGGCCUUGUGCAGGAGGUGCUGUCUAUUCUCCUGCUUUAACAGAUUUCACAUUCAUGGUUAAGGAUACGUCUUAUCUGUUUAUUACUGGCCCUGAUGUAGUCAAAUCAGUUACCAAUGAAGAUGUUACUCAGGAACAGCUGGGAGGUGCAAAGACACACACAGCCGUGUCAGGGGUUGCACAUUGUGCCUUUGAGAAUGACAUAGAUGCUUUGCUCAAUCUCAGAGAGUUUUUUAAUUAUCUGCCUCUUAGUAACCAAGAUCCAGCUCCAGUCCGUGAAUGCCAUGAUUCUAGCGACCGAUUGGUUCCUGAGUUGGAUACAAUUGUUCCAAUGGAAUCUACUAAAGCUUAUGACAUGGUGGAUAUUGUACAUGCGAUUGUUGAUGAGAGAGAAUUCUUUGAGAUCAUGCCCUCUUAUGCCAAAAACAUCAUAGUUGGCUUUGCAAGAAUGAAUGGAAGAACUGUUGGAAUAGUUGGCAACCAGCCCAGAGUUGCAUCAGGCUGCCUGGAUAUAAAUUCUUCUGUGAAGGGAGCUCGUUUUGUCCGAUUUUGUGACGCUUUCAACAUACCUCUGAUAACUUUUGUGGAUGUGCCUGGAUUUUUACCAGGGACAGCUCAAGAGUACGGUGGGAUCAUACGGCAUGGUGCAAAACUCCUCUUUGCUUUUGCAGAAGCAACAGUGCCAAAAAUCACCAUUAUAACAAGAAAGGCUUAUGGUGGGGCCUAUGAUGUGAUGAGUUCAAAGCACUUAAGAGGAGAUGCAAAUUAUGCCUGGCCAACAGCAGAGGUAGCAGUGAUGGGGGCCAAGGGAGCUGUCCAGAUCAUUUUCAGAGGAAAGGAGAAAAAUGCAGAAGCAGAAUAUGUGGAAAAGUUUGCAAAUCCUUUCCCUGCAGCAACCAAAGGGUUUGUUGAUGACAUCAUCCAGCCUUCUACUACUCGACUUCGCAUCUGCCGUGAUUUAGAAGUGCUGGCAAGCAAAAGACAAUCCAACCCUUGGAAGAAGCAUGCUAACAUGCCACUCUGAAUUUAUUGAGAGUGCU
Messenger RNA from Euleptes europaea (tarantolino), 1648 nucleotides. RefSeq names its product propionyl-CoA carboxylase subunit beta (gene PCCB). Lineage: Eukaryota; Metazoa; Chordata; Lepidosauria; Squamata; Sphaerodactylidae. The transcript has 15 exons. The record is from RefSeq and is a predicted model, not a curated record. Gene Ontology annotation, cellular component: mitochondrion. Bases 1 to 1632 code for a protein of 543 amino acids. Gene Ontology annotation, molecular function: propionyl-CoA carboxylase activity.